Molecule: messenger RNA, 3075 nt
Organism: Cryptomeria japonica (Japanese cedar)
Lineage: Eukaryota; Viridiplantae; Streptophyta; Pinopsida; Cupressales; Cupressaceae
Exons: 5
Coding region: 1-3075 (1024 amino acids)
Source: RefSeq, a predicted model, not a curated record
AUGGUAUCAGAGCCAAUAUCUUGUCAGCCUGAGGGUUUAUACCAUUUUGCAUGCAACCAAGUGAACGAGAAAAAAAGGUAUUUGCAGGGACAGAAGAACAAGGAGAUUUUGUACAAAUAUUUGGUUGAGGAUAAAAAUAUAAAAUCUAAAGAAAAGAUAAUAAUGGCUGACCCAGAUGAGAUGCAUAAACAAUUUUUCUUAGAACUCCAGAAUAACCAAAAGAAAACUGCAGAUAGUUUGGCUGAGACUAGAGAAGCCCUACGGUUAUUAAUAGAAAAACUUCAAGAAGUAGGGUCUACUAAUGAGAGAGGAAGCACUUCAGAGGGGCCAAAAGGUUUGAAACCUACAUCCUCUAAAUCAGAAAAAAGUAUAUUCUUACCUGUAUCAAAUGCAACUAUUAAUCCUAUGGAAGAGGUUACCGGAAAUCUAGUUGCAUUGAGGGCCACUUAUAAUGGCUUGGAUGAUGACUUUAAGGGUUCAGUUCCUUUUAGAGAAUAUGUGGACAUGAUGAACACUUUGCUGCCCAAGAAAGAGUAUAGGAGAGAGCAGGACAUACGUGGAAGAGAACUCAAAAAUAAAAUAAGCAAAUUCGCAACCCCUACCUUUGAUGGAACAAGCAAAAUUUCUGCUAGAGCAUGGUUACAAAAGUUACAAACCUUCUUCACUCUUAAUCCUAUGAAGGAGCAUGAUUUUGUUCAUUUUGCAACACUACACUUGGAAGAUGCAGCUUAUGAUUGGUGGUAUCAUGGAAUGACUACUCAAGGCCAUGGUCAGGUAACUACUUUUGAUGAGUUUAGUCAAAGAGUGAUAGAUAGAUUUGAUCUCAAGGAUGAGGAAGAGUAUUUUCAAGAAUUGUCAAAGUUGAGACAAACCAAAUCAGUUAAUGAGUAUGUAGAAGAAUUUCAAAAGGUGGCUAUUAUGGUACCUGAUAUAUCUGAAAAGAGAAUCAUUUAUCUUUUCCUUGAUGGUCUUGAGGAUCCAAUUAAGGGCUUGGUUAAGGCUUUCUCACCCUCAACUUUACAGGAAGCUAUCAAAAGAAGUUUGCAGCUUGAAACUUCCAUGCCUAAGAAACCAGUGACAAAUCAAAAGCCUCCAAAUCUUUGGCAACAUAAGGGAAAUUUUCAGAAAAAGUCUUUUUUACAACCACCAGCAAAGAAUGUGACAAAUACAACAAACAAGAAGGUAGAUGAAGAGAUUAAGAGUGAACUUCGAAGGAAAAAGAUUUGUUUCACCUGUAGGGAGCCAUGGGUUCUAGGACAUAGGUGUUUGGGAAAAGGUCAAGUGCACUAUAUUGAGGUUGCUUCAGAAUCUGAUUUAGAUGAGCAUGAGGAAUUUCAUGACACUAAGGAAGAAGAAGAAGAAGAAGAGAAAGAAAAAGAAAUCAGCAAGGGUGGCACUUUAGCAGCAUUAUCAGGAGUCCCAAGAUAUCAUCCUUUCCGCAUCCGAGGGGUAUUAGCAAGGCAGAGGAUGACAGUCCUUCUAGAUAGUGGGGCAACUCACAAUUCUAUAGAUGAGGGGUUUGUCAUAAAAAGAGGACUUAAAGAAGAAGAUUUUGAAGGGUUCAAUGUUAUUGUAGCUGAUGGAUUCACUAUGCCUUGCACACGUGUGGUAAAGCAACUCAAGAUGACUUUGGAAGACUAUGAGCUUUGUGAUGACUUCUAUGUUUUUGGAAUUGGAGAAAUAGAUAUUGUAUUGGGUGUUCAAUGGUUAUACUCUAUUGGGGGCUAUUACAUGAACCAUCAAACAAUGGAGUUCAAGUUCCAGUCCAAUGGGAAAGAAGUCCUAUUAAGGGGCUUAUCAAAUGGAGCACCCAGGGUGGUCACUGCAAAGAGGAUGGAGAGGACCUUUCAAAGAGGACAAGUAGCAUGGGCAGCAGGAAUCAUAAUCCAUCCCACGAGCUCUUCCAAGGGACAAGGUGCAAAACCUGUUAUAACUACUCCAUACCACCAUCCAAGGGGUUAUAAAGAGGAAAUAGAAAAGACUAUUAAGGAACUCUUGGACAUGGGAUUCAUAAGGCCAAGCUCUAGCCCAUUUGCAUCUUCUGUGGUACUUGUGAAGAAAAAGGAUGGUUACCAUCAGAGUCGCAUGAGGAAGGAAGAUGUGGAAAAGACUACUUUUAGAUGUCACUAUGGGCACGUUGAAUUUCUUGUUAUGCCCUUUGGUCUUACUAAUGCACCAGCAACAUUCCAAUCUUGUAUGAAUAAGCAAUCCUUCUAUGCUAAAUUAUCCAAAUGUGAGUCUGGUUUGACUGAGAUUCUAUACUUAGGACAUGUUAUAAGUUGCAAGGGAGUACAGGUUGAUCAACAAAAGAUUCAAGCAAUUUUGGAUUGGCCACCACCCACCAGUCUUACACAGUUGAGGGGGUUCUUUGGGUUGUGUAGCUACUAUAGAAGGUUUGUCAAAGGAUUUUCUCAACUUGCUGCACCUUUGACUAAUUUGACUAAGAAAGGAGCCUUUGUAUGGACAGAAAUGGCACAGAAAACAUUUGAUAAACUUAAGGAGGUGAUGAGCUCAUGCCCCGUACUUGCAAUUCCAGAUUUCUCCUUACCUUUUGUUGUUGAAUGUGAUGCUUCUAGAGAAGGUAUAGGAGCUGUCCUAACUCAAAAGGGACAUCCAAUAGCAUUUGAGAGCAGAAAAUUGAAUCAACUAGAAAGAGGGUAUUCCAUCUAUGACAAGGAAAUGCUAGCUAUCAUGCAUGCACUUGACAAAUUCAGACAAUAUUUGGUUUCCAUAAUUUCAGAGUAUGCUAAAGAUUCCUUUGCCACUAAUAUAUUGCAUGAGUUAGUGGAUGAUAAUAGAUACAAAGUUAUUGAUGAGCUGAUCUAUUACAAGAAUAGGAUAUUUUUGGUGCCAGGAUCAAAGAUUAAGGAAAAGAUAUUGAGGGCCUUUCAUGAAACACCAUUAGCUAGUCAUCAAGGAUAUUUCAAAACAUAUAGGCAGAUCCAAGAGUGUUUUGUGUGGAAGGGUAUGAAGGAGGAUGUUCUCAAACACAUUAAGGAAUGCAUGGUAUGCCAACAAAACAAGAGUGAGAAGAUUUUUCCAGCUGGGUUAUUGCAACCACUUCCCAUUCCUUAA